AUGUCUCCGUCAACAGCUGCUGGCCACCUCGUGGCCCGGUCGCUCUCACAUGGCGGCAUCGCCGGUGCUGUCGUGGGCUCCGUUGUUGGCGCCUUUUUGAUCUUCAUCCUUGUCCUUCCAUUUAUCUUGCGAGCCAUACGGGAGCAUCGAUACCACAAGAAAAUCGCCGCCGAAAAUGCCGAGAUGGGUGUCACCGGGCAGGGCUUCUACGGGGGCCCGCCAGGCCAAGUCUUCCAUCCUCUAUUCUAUAAGCCACCAACGCCUCCCGGAGUCGGCCCGGGUGCUGUCGACCCGUCAGCGCAGGGCCCCUCGGAUCCUGCCGCUACGCUUGGCGACAACAACUCAUCCGAAGACGGCAAGCCGGCCGUGUCCGGUUCGUCACCGACUCCGCCGCCCGCUGACGGCGCUCCGCAACCUACUUCAGCGGCCGAUGCAGCUCCAGCACCUGCUGCACUUGGCAUCGCUGCGCCAGCCCGUGCGACUCUUCCGCCAGCAGGCUUCCCAAUCAACACAAACACGGCUCCAUACGCUGGCCCACGGUCGGCUUCAUCUGCAGGGCCGCAGCCAUUAUAUCCUCCGCCACCGACACUAAACUCGGCAGCAACGUUCCCGGCUGUCGGUUCCCAGGAUCCUAUACUGGCGCCGCGCCAGCGCAGCUCGACAACGCUUACGGGUCGACCGUCACAUAAGCUCUCUGGCACACUAGAAACGAUUGCAGACCGUGCCGCGGCGGUGUUCCGCCACGGCAGCACGCGGUCUUCACCAUCGCGGUCUCCAACGAGCCGUCCCGACCAUGGUCCAGGCAGCGCACGUUCGCCUGUCGAGUUGUUCUUCAAUCAAUACGACCCCUCGAAUCACCACACAUGGCUCAUGAGACAACAAGGUAUCGACGAUAAUAGCACGGGCGUCGACCCGUCCUUUUUCGAGGUUAACACACAAUAUGCCACUGGUGCAUCGGCAGAGUACUAUUCGGGAGCACCGCUGUCGCCGCCCACGGACCCGAAUUCGCACCUUAUGUCGCCUGUUUCGUACGCCCCCGAGCCUCCGAGCAUGAUUGCGUCGAGCCUGGCGAGUAUUGCUUCCGCAGCAGCUGUGGCCGGCGCGGCUACCGGUUCAAAAAAACCGACAAAGCCACCCGUUUCGCGCACUGAUAGCCUCCGCACAGCCGCGACGGGCGACGAGUUUUCGCCGCUCCCAUUGAGCCCUACCUCGCCUCUUCCCAGUGUCGCGGAGGGCGGUCGCGGCAUUAAGGAGGAGCCCGACCAAACUAGCGAUCGCGGCAUCUCCUCUCCACCGACGGGGUCACGAUCCAUAAGCACAGAACUUACUCCCGAACCCUCUGAGUUUAUGCCACAUUCGCCUUCUUAUCGUCCGCUUGUUCCCAGUCCCCGUCUCCCAGCUCCCGGUACGGUCAACCCGCGAGACGUUUGGGCGCCUGCCACCGACGACGAGCGGUUCGUCCACAAGACGGCCGAGCUCGAUCGCAUUGAACAAUCGCCACCCUCUGCAGUGGAAGACGACCAAAACGACGAUUCUCUGGACGUGCCGCAUGUCCCAUCAAUUUCGGUUGCGGCAUCGCCAUCUGACUCCAAUUUUGAGGCAGAGCAAGAGGAGGCCUCCGGACCCGUCGAGGCCUCAGCACAAGCCUUGUCUCCCACCGAGGCCUCCCUCGAUGCCACCGAUGCCCCGUCCCCUCAAGAACCCACUACCGUGCCGUCCGUGUCGGCACCGGAAGACACUAAAGUUGCCACUCCCGCCCAGCCUGAUGCUGUUCCUGCAUCUGACCCGCAGAUUGACCACUCUAGCCCCGAAACCCAAGAUACGCAAGACACCCAAAACACCCAAAACACACAAGACACACGAAUUGCAGAGGCCACACCAGUCGCACCUGGCAAUACAAUCCAGCAAGCCACCAUUAGCAGCGGGCAACAAAUCGACCCUGCUGAUUUCGACGAACUUAUGCGUGGUCUUGACGACAGCGGAUACAAUUUUGCUUACGGGGAAGGCCAGCAGAUGGAAUUUGUGCCAAGCAACAGCGACUUUAACAACACUGCCAACGAAACCAUCACCGACAACGGCACCGUCGGUGGAGGCGACAACACCUUCAUCGGCGGCUUCAACGGCGGUGGUACGUAUCCGGCAAACAUGUCUGUCGGCGGCAACAACAUGUACCAGACUAUUCCACAGCAAAUCUCACCGCAAAUGCCACAGCAAAUGCCACAGCAGCCGCCACAGCAGUACUGGGGCAUGCCGAAUGGUGGCAACCUCCCGACGAUUGCUGGACCGUUUAUGACGCCUGUCAGCCAGGGCGACUUUCCCAACGGCAUGCUGGCACCUCCGUUUACCGUUCCAUUCAACGGUAUCAACCAAAUGAACGGUGGCAACAGUAUGCAGGGUAUGGAGUACGGCAAAGAUAACAGCAAACUCCCGCAGUUUGCGCUGCAAACCCCGCAAAGCAGCCCCGGCCAACUGUCGUCGAACUCGGCAAACAGCAAUCUACCACCAGGCAUGGCCAUACCGACGACACCAACCCCGCAAAAGCCAGGCAACUUCAACUCACCACUCUCCGUACCUGGCUCCAACAUCCCCAGCCACCCUGUGUCUCCUGCAUCAAACCAGGGCUCGACUCCAGGACAAUCUUCUUUUCCUGGCUGUGGCAAGCGCUUCGGUACCCGGACACAUCUCGACCGCCACAUCAACGACAAGCACAGCAAGAGCCGCAAGUAUCACUGCACCGAAGAAGGCUGCCCUUACUCCGUGCCCGGCGGCAAGUCCUUCCCGCGAAAGGACAACUGGCGGCGGCACAUGGUCAACAAGCACGGUGUGCAACCUGACCACGAGCCGAUUGAGGUCAUUGAUCAGCCAAUGGCGUAUGCGUAA
This is a messenger RNA of Sporothrix brasiliensis 5110, 2880 nucleotides long. RefSeq lists its product as uncharacterized. The transcript is spliced from 2 exons. The coding region runs from base 1 to 2880 and encodes 959 amino acids. Lineage: Eukaryota; Fungi; Ascomycota; Sordariomycetes; Ophiostomatales; Ophiostomataceae. The record is from RefSeq and is a predicted model, not a curated record.